Messenger RNA from Moesziomyces aphidis, 4068 nucleotides. The record is from the annotation of a GenBank genome assembly. NCBI's taxonomy places the organism in Eukaryota, Fungi, Basidiomycota, Ustilaginomycetes, Ustilaginales, Ustilaginaceae.
AUGGACUCUUCCGCUCACGCCGAUCCGCGCCACGUCAAGCGGAAACGAUCCGCUUCGCCGUCGAGCUCGUCCAGUCGACCUUCGCAGACGACGCCGCUGCCGCACUUUCACGACCUCGGUGGCGCAAAACAGCCGCGCCAUGCGCAUCCGCAUCUGCACUCGCAGCACUCCCAUCUGCACUCGCAUGCGACAUCCCGCCCGGCGGACGACUCUGAUCCGUACGCGCGCUCGCUCCAUGCCCGUUCGCGCUCCACCACCCAGUCGCAACAGCAGCAGCAUCAUUCUGACUCGGAACGCGACGAACACGACAUCGACGCUGCUGCGCAUUCCCCACGCCAAGCACGCUCUCCCUAUGCCACCAGCGACCUGCGCGGUUCGCCCUCGACGACCCAUGUAGAUUCGCUCGCUUCGCCGUCCAUCCGGCCGCUCUCCAACAUCAGUCACCGUCCGGUUGUGUCGUCGUCGUCGUCGUCGAUCUCCAUCAACGGUGUCGCUACCACCAACUCUUCAUCGCGCUAUCUUGCACAGCACCAUCAUGGCUCGACUCACAGUCUGAACGCAUCCUCUGCGCGCCACGAAGACGCCCCCUCGCCCUCGUCUUCGCACUCCUAUCGACCCCGUUCGCCACUGCAGUACUCCUCUCGGGCCGGAUCCCACCCGACUGUGACUCACGCCUCACCCAGCAUCCCUUCAAAGCCUCUCUCUGCAGCUACUGCCACCGAGUCGUCUCAUCUCGCUGAUCUCGAAAACGACCUCGCCUCCAUCACGUCUCCGCAGCAGCGCGCUUCAUCGAGCGCCACGCCACAAACGCCCCUCACAUCCGCUCGCAAGAUGGACGCCCAAGCCUCCUUGAGAGACGAGCAUGCGCGGACGUCUGUGUCGGCUGGUCCGUCUGCCACCUCGUCUCCCGUCGUCAAGAAGGAGCAAUCGACGCCGUCGGAGAAGCCGCGCGGGGGUCAGGCGUGUCUCGAGUGUCGGCUGGCAAAGGUUCGCUGUCUGCCCUCGGACGAGUCGGAAAACUGUCAGCGCUGCCACCGCUUCAACUUUGAGUGCCUUUUCGUCCAGCACAAGCGCGGCAGAAAGCCAAAAAGCAAGCUCCAGGGCCGCGACCUCACGCUGCUCGCAGAAGCCGCCUACGCCACCAACGCAUCGCCCGUACAGACCGAUCGUCCGGCAGCGCGCAAAUCUGCUUCGACUUCCAAUCUGAUCACCUCGGCGCCUUCCGCUACAGCUGCAGCUGCUGCUGCUGCGGCUCCAGCACCGUCGGCCGCUUCGCCCGGAGUGCGAUGGAGCAACGCUCCCGACGAUUCCUUUCCAGCGGCUCCCCAUUCUCGCGACUAUGCCGAGCGCGGCCGACGCUCGACGAUCCACAACAGCAUGGAUCUAGACAACGAAACGAGACGUGACGCCUCCCCGGCCUCCACCUACUUUCCCAAACGCUCCUCCUCGGCAUUUGCACCGCAUGCCGACACGCGGGCAGCGCUUGAGCCAAAGAAUCUCUUUGGCGUCGAUGUUGGCCGCAUGACCCAGGCCAUGCAGCAGGCCAUGCGCUCAUUAGAGAGGAGGCGCGGCGCCCCCUAUACACUCGUGACCAACAACGAGAUCUCCAGCGUAGACAAUGGCGACGACGACAGCAGCGACAUGGGUGCCACACCCCCGGCUCCUGGCGCGGCCACGGCUGCUGACACGAACGCGGUCAACGAGAGCUUCGAGCUAAUCGCCGAACAGCCACUUACGCUGCGUGUCAUGCUCAAGCCGUUCGAGGUGUCGGACCAGCCCGACUGCGAGACGCCGCGCAUCCUGUCGGACGACCGCAAUCCGCUCGCCUCGCAGCCAUCGCAGCCAUCGCAGCCCCAGCUCAACGACCCCAUCACCCAGGGCAUCCUCUCCGAGCCCGCCGCUCGCGCGUUGUUCGAUCUGUUCAUGCACCAUUGCAACGCAUGGAGCGGCGUCUUUGACCCGUCGCUGCACACGCACGACUUUGUACGCAAGCGCUCCUCGUUCCUCUACACCGUGUUGCUCUACGUCGGCGCAAGGCACUCGCGGCGGCCGGCGGCACACCAUCUCAUCGUGCGCGAGAAGCGCGGCGAGUCGAUCGCCGAAGCCGACUGGGAUCUGGCCUAUGCCGAUCCGCUCGUCGACCGCUCGGCGGCUGCGGCGGACGAAUACGCUCUGCAGAUUCGGCGCCGCAUCCACGAGCAGGCACGCGAGCACGCCGCACGCGCGUUUGUCGACGGCGACCGCACCGUGCUGUGCUGCCAGGCCUUCUUCAUCCUGGCGAGCUGGAAGCCGCUCGAUGACGGCCUGAGUGUAAUCCAGGUAGGCUACGCGUUCCGGCUGGCCAUGGACAUCCAGCUGCACGCCGAGAUGCCCAACUGCGUCAAGCCGAGCGACUCGAACCUCGACGCGGCGGGGCGGCAGCGGUACGAGGCGGUGCAGCGGCGUUUCCGCAACCGGCAGCGCACGUUCCUCAUGCUGUUUGUGCAGGACAAGUCGCAGCAGAUCUCGAACAAGAUCACGACGCACUCGAUCUCGUCGGACAACGUGCUGAUCCGGAGAUGCCAGACGUGGUGGCGCCAUCCGGGCUCCAUCCCGACGGAUGCGUUUGUGUGCGCCUCGGCCGACAUCCGGCGUAUCCAGGGCAAGUACGUCGAGCUGUACGACCGCAUCGAGGCGCUCACCUCGGCCACCUCGGACGGGCCGAGCAUCAUGAUGCCUGCGUUCCUGUCCGAUCUGUUCGAGUGGAAUGCGCGCUGGCACGAGGCGCUCGGGCUGCGCGAGGAUGCAGACGAGGAUGUGCAUAGCGACGACGUGGCCGCGUACCACCGACGGUGCCAGCGCCUGUGUCUGCAGCUGUGGAAGGACAAUGUCAAGACGUACGUGUCGUCGCUCGUGCUCAAGUCGAGCCUCAAGCAGGCGGCGCUGCAGGAGCACCAGGAGAUCGUGCGCAACCACCACCGCCGCUCCGCCACGCGCGGCACCGAGGACCGCGACUCGGUGUCCGGCAAGUCGCACCUUUCGAGUGGGCUCGAGCCGGGCAUGGUGAAUCUCAUGGCGAUGCCCGCAUUCUGGCCGUGCGUCGAGGGUGCACGGGGUGUGCUGGAGGCCGUGUGCGCCUUCCCACCCGAGCGGCUGCAGUGCGCACCGGACGCGACGAUCAUGCAGACGACGCAUGCGGCGGUGCUGCUGUGCAGCCUGGCGACGGUCAAGUCGCAGCCGCCGCUGGGCACGGGCUAUCUGCGCUCCAACAUCCAGCUGAUCGACCAGACCAGCGCCGCGUUCCGCCGCGCGAGCAUCACGCAGGAGGACACGGUGCUGCACAUUGCAAUGUACCUCGAGUCGCUCCUGCGCCCCAAGAAUGCGCAGCCGCGCCACAGCGCCGUCGCCACCAACGGCAAGACGGGGGCGCCAUGUGUGCAGACCGGUGCGUCGGCCGCGGGAGCAGCGGGCACGGUGGGUGCGCAGCUGCACCAGCAUGGCUCGGCCAUGGGCAGUGCGCCGGCUGACACGCUGCACGGUGGUGGCCCCGCCACGAGCGGUGCGACGCCGCUCAACGGGGCCGCACUGGGCGCGUCGGGGAUGGGCAACUUUGCGCAGUUUACCAACUUUACGCUCAUGUCGAACAACACCGACAUGUUUUACUCGGGCACCAACGGUGGCGGCGUCGGCGGCGGCAAUGGGCGGUGGCUCAACGGCGCACCUGGCGCACCGGCUCAGGAUGGCAACCUGUUCUUCAACGGCACGGGCAGCUUUGACCGCGAGGGGCUGGACGCGAUUGCGUCGGCGGCAGCGGCGGCGGCAGCGGCGCAGAACAUCGAGGAGGGCAAUGCGGCGCCGAUCGACAUGGCGGGCUGGUCGUCGGCCAUGGGACCGAGCGGGGCGGCGCAGACUGCCGUAGCUGCGCCGUGGAACAGCCUCAUGUUUGGCGCGACCCACGGCGGGGGUGUGGGCGAGGGCUACCCGAACGCUGCGGCGGUGUUCAACGCGCCCAACACGCAGGCCACGCCCAACUCGCGCGAACAGGCCGACGAGACGCUGCGCAUGCUGUUGCGCUUUCUGGAUGGCUAG